UAUGUAUGUCAUGUAAAUGUUUGUGUUUCAAUUUAAUUUUGAAUUCUACAAAUAUUUUAUUACUUAUAUGGUUUGGUUAGUAUCUUCUGGAAAGCUUUACUAGUAACAACAUUGAGUUCUGCUAUAAAAAAAAAUUUUUUUGGAUUAAAUUUUAAAAAUUGGAAUUUUACAGUAAAAAAAAAAAUCAAUUAAUUUUAAUUGAGCAUACCAUAGCAUCGUCAAAACGUGAUAAUUAUUAAAAAUAAUAAAAGUGAAACGAAAAGGAAUAUAAUUAUAAAAAAAAUUAAAUAAAAUAAAAUGGCACCAAAUGAUAAAAGUACAGAGGAAAUAAAUAAUAAUAAAGAUAAUGACAAUCCAAAAUUUCCAAAAUGGUUAAAUGAAACAUUCUUUCAUAAUGUCCUGGAAAAGCAUGUUGGUAAAGGAUUUAAAGUAAAAAAUUUUAAACCUAUUGCAGCUUUUGGAGGUGGUGAAAAUUAUGCAUCAGAUAUGUUACGAAUUGAAAUGGACUUGGAAUUAAAUGAUGGAACUGAAACAUCUAUUUCAUAUAUAUUGAAAAUGAUGCCACAAAAUGAUGUUGGAGCUGAUGUUGUUAAAAAAAUGAAUCUAUUUCCAAAAGAAAUGCAAAUGUAUGGUAAAAUUAUACCAGAAUUUGAAAAACUUUAUGCUGAUAUUGGUAAAUCAGUAACAUUUGGACCAAAAUGUUAUAGUGUAUCGAAUGAACAUGGUGGUGAAAUUAUUAUGGAAGAUUUAAAAAAUAAAAAUUUUAAAAAUGCUAAAAGACAAAUCGGUUUAGAUAUAACACAUUCGAAAAGAGUAUUAGAAAAAAUGGCACAAUUUCAUGCAGCUUCAGCAUGUUGGUUUGAAAAAUAUGGUCCAUAUCCUGAUUUAUUUUUAAAUGGUUUUUAUAAUGAGAAUGUUAGAGAAAUAUUUGAAAAAAUGAAUGAAGUUAAUUCAAAACUUUAUAUAGAUUGUAUGUUAAAAUAUAAAAAUGGUGAUAAAUAUGUAGAUAAAAUAGGAAAAUUUCAGGACAACUUCAUUGAUAUACUAAUUGAUGUGAGUAAAGUUGAUCCAAAUAAUUUCAAUGUUUUGAAUCAUGGUGAUCUAUGGUGUAAUAAUAUAAUGUUUCAAUAUGAUACAGAAGGCAAUAAUAAUAUUAAUGAAAUUUAUUUUGUUGAUUAUCAAAUUUCUAAAUAUGGUAGCCCAUCUUCUGAUUUAUAUUAUUUUAUUAUAUCAUCAACAAGUUUUGAAACAAAAAUAAGUGAAUUCGAUUUUUUUGUUAAAUACUAUCAUGAUAAACUUGUUGAAAAUUUAAAAUUAUUAAGUUAUCCAAAACGAAUACCAUUAUUAAGAGAUAUUCAUAUUCAAUUACUUAAAGAUAAAUUUUGGGCAUUGGGAACAGCUUCAGGUGUAAUGUCAGCUGUAUUAUUAGAUCCAACAGAAGAUGCUAGUAUAGAAAAUUUCUUGGAAGGAUCUGAUGAUGGUAUUAAAUUUAAAAUGAAUGCAUAUUUAAAUCCACGUUAUGUUAAAACAAUGGAAGCUCUAUUACCAUUUUUUGACAAUAAAGGCCUAUUAGAUUUUUUAGACAAAAUAUUUUCAACUUAUUCGGAACUAAGAUUUCUAAUAAUGACAUCUCAAUGUGGAAAAGAAUAUCACCCAUCACCAAUUUGGUUAACAAAAGAUUAUUUAGAAGAAGUUUUUAGAUCUUAUAGAAAAUCAAAUAAUUUAAAAAUUAAAAAUUUAGAAAUUGUACCAGCAACUCAAAAAGGUGACAAUUAUGGUAGUGUAAUGACAAGAAUUAAAAUAAGUUUUAAUGACUCCAAAAACCCAAAUUCUGAAAAUACAAUUUAUAAUUACAUUGUAAAAACCUCAUUUGAAGAAAAUAAAUUUGCUAGUGAAAUUUUAAAAGAAUACAAAACAUUUGAAUGUGAAAUGAAUAUGUACGAGAAUGUUUUGCCUCGUUUAACGCAAAUCCUGAGAAGAAUUAAUAAAGAUGAAUAUAUUUUCGCAGAAGUAAUAUUUGUAGAUCGUAAACACAUAGCUAUAAUAAUGGAAGAUUUAUCACAAAUUAACUACAAAACCGCAGAUCGUAUUGAACGUUUAGAUUUAAAACAUACUAAGUAUGCUUUGAACAAAAUGGCUAAAAUGCAUGCUGCUUCAUUAAUUCUACAUAAUGAACUUGGAAAUAAUUAUUUGAAAUCAUUUGAUCGCGGUUUAUUUAACAGUCAUACACAUCAUUUUGGUACAUUUUUUAAGAAUUUCACUGAAGGAUGUGGUGUAGUGGCAAGUAAUAUGGGUGGAGAAUACGUAAUUUAUGGUGAAAAAAUAAAGAAAAUUUUACCAUAUUUUAUGGAGAAAGUAGAGAGUGUCAUUGAACCAAAUGAUAAAUAUUUUAAUACUUUAAAUCAUGGUGAUUAUUGGACAAAUAAUUUGAUGUUCAAGUAUAAAGAGAAUGGUGAAAUUGAAAAUGCUCUUUUAAUUGAUUUUCAAUUUAGCAAAUGGACGUCCCCGGCAUGGGAUUUACAUUACUUUAUUAAUACUUCAGUUCAAGAAGAAGUACGACAUAAACGACAAGAUGAACUCUUUCAGUGCUACCAUGAAAAUCUCGUGAAUAUUUUAAAAAAAUUAAAUUAUGUUGGAAAAGUUCCAGAUCUACAUAAAUUUCGUUUAGAAAUGGCUGAAAAAGAAUUUUUAGCGUUUGUUGUAACAGCUACUUCUCAGGUGCUCUUAAUAAAUGAUCAAACUGAAGAUGCUGAAUUCGAUACACUAAUGAAAACUGAUGAAAGAUCAAUGAAUUUUCGUAAAGUUGCAUAUAGUAAUCCGAGAGUUUUAGAAGGUGUUAAAAAUAUGUUACCAAUUUAUGAUCGUACACCAGCUAAAGAAGUAUUAACAAAAAAAUGUAAAUCUAUAGCAGGUGAAGCCCAAACAAAAAAAACAUAUUCUUUAAGUAUGCCACUUAAUAAAGGAUUUCAUGCAGCUCCAAUUUGGUUAACAAAAGAUUAUUUGGAAGAAGUUUUUAGAUCUUAUAGGAAAUCAAAUAAUUUUAAAAUUAAAAAUUUAGAAAUUGUACCAGCAACUCAAAAAGGUGACAAUUAUGCUAGUGUAAUGACAAGAAUUAAAAUAAGUUUUAAUGACUCCAAAAACCCAAAUUCUGAAAAUACAAUUUAUAAUUAUAUUGUAAAAACCUCAUUUGAAGAAAAUAAAUUUGCUAGUGAAAUUUUUAAAGAAUACCGAACAUUUGAAUGUGAAAUGAAUAUGUACGAGAAUGUUUUGCCUCGGCUAACACAAAUCCUGAGAAGAAUUAAUAAAGAUGAAUAUAUUUUCCCAGAAGUAAUAUUUGUAGAUCGUAAACACAUAGCUAUAAUAAUGGAAGAUUUAUCACAAAUGAAUUACAAAACCGCAGAUCGUAUUGAACGGUUAGAUUUAAAACAUACUAAGUAUGCUUUGAACAGAAUGGCUAAAAUGCAUGCUGCUUCAUUAAUUCUACAUAAUGAACUUGGAAAUAAUUAUUUGAAAUCAUUUGAUCGCGGUUUACUUAACAGUCAUGCACAUCAUUUUAGUACAUUUUUUAAGAAUUUCACUGAAGGAUGUGGUAUAGUGGCAAGUAAUAUGGGUGGAGAGUACGUAAUUUAUGGUGAAAAAAUAAAAAAAAUUUUACCAUAUUUUAUGGAAAAAGCAGAAACUGCUAUUGAGCCGACCGAUAAAUAUUUUAAUACUUUAAAUCAUGGUGAUUUUUGGACAAAUAAUGUAAUGUUUAAGUAUAAAGAAAAUGGUGAAAUUGAAAAUGCUCUUUUAAUUGAUUUUCAAUUUAGCAAAUGGACGUCCCCUGCAUGGGAUUUACAUUAUUUUAUUAAUACUUCAGUUCAAGAAGAAAUACGACAUAAAGGACAAGAUGAACUUUUUCAAUACUACCAUAAAAUUCUUGUGAAUACCUUGAAACAAUUAAAUUAUGAUGGAAAAAUUGCAGAUUUAUAUCAAUUUCGUUUACAAGUGGCUGAAAAAGAGUUUUUAGCUUUUGCCAUUACAGCAACUUCACAAGUUAUUCUCAUAAAUGACAAAACCGACGAUGCUGAAUUCGAUGUACUAAUGAGAACUGAUGAAAGAUCAAUGAAUUUUCGUAAAGUUGCAUAUAGUAAUCCGAGAGUUUUAGAAGGUGUUAAAAAUAUGUUACCAAUUUAUGAUCGUCGGGGUCUACUAGAUGUUUAAGCAUGAAUUUUACAUACUAAGGAAUUUAAUAUUUAAUUUAUUUUAAAAAAUUGUAAAUUUUGAGUAUUUUAUGUUAGUUGUAUCAUAAAUAUUUAUAUAUAUAUAUAUAU
This is a messenger RNA of Condylostylus longicornis, 4313 nucleotides long. RefSeq lists its product as uncharacterized. NCBI's taxonomy places the organism in Eukaryota, Metazoa, Arthropoda, Insecta, Diptera, Dolichopodidae. The coding region runs from base 298 to 4203 and encodes 1301 amino acids. The transcript has 10 exons. The record is from RefSeq and is a predicted model, not a curated record.